UUAUGGCAGGAGUGCUUGAAACUGUGAGAGAAGAAGAUUAUGUGGAGUAUUAUUUGUUUUCAAAUGACCUGGAAGAAAACUUCUCGAAUGAAGAAAGCCGACUAGCAGCAUUAGGCGACUGCGUUGCCAAAGUGCAGUCAGUAAUAGAUAAAUAUACUCAUCAGUACAUUUGGCAUAAAGAUCCUUUCAACGUGCGAUUCAGGAGCGAAUCGUCAAAGUUUGAAAAUGACGCCAAAGAUUACGUACCUUUGCACCUGCAUGGAAUUGCUCACUUUGGAGAUAACAUUGAAGAUGAAUGGUUUAUUGUGUUUUUACUGCUACAGUUGACAAAAGAGAUACCAGGCCUUGUUGUGAGGGUUGUCGAUUCUGAUGGCGAGUUUUUGCUGAUUGAAGCUGCGGAAUGCCUCCCUCUUUGGGCAAAUCCAGAUACUUGUGAAGGAAAGGUAUACCUCUUUGAGGGAAAAGUCCAUAUCAUUGAAGAAAGGAAAUCUAUUUCCAUACAUCAAGCUGUUAACCGAGUCAGAAACCCUGAGGAGUCUACAGAGGCAUCACAGAGCAUACAGGAUGCCAUUCUUGAGCGAAUUGGAGGAUAUCCAGGAAAAAUUACAGAGCUCCUUCACAGGACUACAGCAUACAUUCCAAUCAGAGUAGCAGCCUUGUUGAAAGAGAAACCUAACCUUAUUGCACCUGCAGUUUUAGCUUUCUGUAACAGGGAUCCCAUUGAUUUGAAGGCUUGCCGUGUUAUGCGAUACUUCCCUCCUGAGAACCGUGUAAUGACAAGUGUGGUAAUGACCCGGUGCCUGUAUGCCAUGCUUGUCCACCAACAGUACCAGCCUGAUCGAAGGACGGGUUGGAAUCUCCCAGCCCCCAGUAGCCCUGAAUACAAGUCUCAUUCACUUGGAAUGAAGAUUGCCUGUGGGGUUGAGAUACUUGCUUCUCAGGCCAAGCCCCCGAGUGUACCUGACACAAGUGGAGAAAUAUUCAGUGGCCGAAGUUGGCAUACGUUUGUUGAAAGUCUGAGGAACCAUGGCUAUUUUCAGGAUGAGCUUGAAGGGUCUAAAGGAUACAAGAAAAAGCUAGAACAAGCUAAGCAGUAUUAUGUGGAACAUAGGGAUAGUUUACACUGCCGUCCUUCAGUGGCCCAAGAAUUGUUACAGAUACUCUCCAACUUAGAUUUUGAUGAAGAUGCCUUGCGACAUGCAGAUGUUCCACCACCUGAUGAUGAUUCUUGGUUAGAAGUGAGUCCAGCAGACAUUGAUCGUAUGUUGGAACAGAGAUAUGGCAGAAAGGAUUUCAUGACAGCAGAUAAGACCUCAGAUCCAUCAAGUAUAUCGGCUCACCUUAGCCGGUUUCUUGAUCACAUGUCAGGUGUCGAAGGGGCUGAAUUUCCUAGUGAUGAUGUGCCACCAAAACGUCCAAAGAGAGGCAUUAAACCAUUCAAGAAUAAGAAUUCUGAGGCAGAUCUCCAGGGUAAUGAAGAUGAAAUGUCGGCCUCGGUUACAGAGAAUAAGAUUGCAUUUGAUCCAGAAGCAUUUUCAUGUGCAGUUCAAAAUAUUCUUGACUUUGCCAUACCAGAAGAUAGCUGGGAUCUUGAAUCAGAUGGAUCAGGAAUGAGUUCUUAUGAAGAUGAACUUGAUAUGGACAUUGAUCAACUAAACAAAGGUAAAGGUGGAGAACAGCCCAAAUCAGAGUUGAAGCAGUACAUGGACCAAAUGGAUCAGGAACUAGCUUCUACCACUAUGGGUCAGAGCUUUGAGAAGUCUGAGAUACCAGAGAAAAAGUGGAAGGAUGACUUUGAAGAUGUUGAGGAUUUUAAACCUGUGGACAUUGAUUUAACUGCUCUGAAGAAUAUAUUGGAGUCAUAUCAAGCUCAAAUGGGAGGUUCUGGGCCUGCUAGCAAUCUUUUGGGUCCAAUGGGUGUGCACUUAAAGACAGAUCCUCCUGAUACAGAUUCAUUACCGGGACCUUGAACAGUAACAUGUCAUUCAGAGAACAAUAAGGCACUCUAGUCAGCUCUUUUUUUUAUUAUUGGAAUUGAAUAAUUCCAAUGCACAUGCCAAUUUUCAAGCCAGAUGAUACACUUUUAUAUCUGAGAAUCUUCAUAUAUUUCCUGUUCUAAACAUUGGUGCUUAUUGUACAAAUAACUGAAAAAAAAUGCAAGGCCAGUCAGAUGUGGAAGAAAGUAUAUUGUUACAGACAGUGAAGGAAUUCAAAUGCAGAAGGUAUACAGUUGUUACAUGUUUUAUUAAAACAAAUCUGAAUAUUGUUGAAGGACAUAUGGCAGGGAAAAAAUGUAUAACGAUCUGUAUAGUGAAUAGAAGUGCAAAUCAGUUCUAGAAGACUCAUGAUUAAAGGUUAUUUUUGCAAUGAAUGAAUUUAUGGUUUAUCAACCAGAUGCUCAGUGAUAUACAAUGUUUACAAUGAAAUGUCACUGUAGUGGCAUUGUUUUGAAGCUAUAAUUUGUAAUAGGAUGAUGAUUUCCUGAUUUAUAUUUAUGCAAGUAGUUUAGUAAUGCGUCACUCUCAAAUUUCUUGAUAAACCAGCUUAAAAAAUAAGUUGUCCUACAUAACUGAAAUUAAACAUUUUUUUAAAAAAUCAGGAAGAAGCAGGGACAAGCCAUUGAAAUCAGCCAGAAAAUUACACACUGUUCUUACAUUUUAAAGUUUAUGUCUGUUGGCUUUAUACUCACAGAAUGAACAAAUUUGCAGUGUUAAAUGGUUUAAACAGGGAACUUUUUUAAUGUGAAGUAUUUUCUUCAUUAUUUUACAAAGUAUUUUUAUCAAAAUUAUGCCCAUAAUUAUUAUUGUUUUGUACAUGCUACAGGAGUCAUAUUAAAAAAGGUGUGAUUAAACAGUCAACUUGUAAUGACACGUGAUCACUGAUGUACUUACUAAUUUUUUGUGUGUAUGUGCACAUAUAAAAUCCAUGGCACCAAAUAAAACACUAAGGAUGUGGACUGUAUUUGACAGAAAGUUCUGUUGAAGUAAAAUGCAACAAUUUUGUAUUUUAAUUUUCUAAAUAAAAUGCUUUUUUCAGGAUA
Molecule: messenger RNA, 3040 nt
Organism: Schistocerca gregaria
Lineage: Eukaryota; Metazoa; Arthropoda; Insecta; Orthoptera; Acrididae
Gene: ecd
Product: protein ecdysoneless
Exons: 13
Coding region: 3-1970 (655 amino acids)
Cellular component (GO): nucleus
Source: RefSeq, a predicted model, not a curated record